AUAUUAAUAGUAAAUUUUUACUACUAAUAGACUUAUAAUAAUUGUAGCAUGCAAAAUGAAUGGGAGGUGGAGGUUAGGUGUUUUACCGAAAAUUAGGAACAUUUGUUGCGUUUAUGUUUUAUUUGAUCUGAACAAGACACAAAUGUUACCAAAAUGUUUCUUUUUCUUUUUCUGUUACUUAUGUAAUUUUCAUAGAUUGUGACAUACUGAUUAAGGUUGAAGAAAUGUAAUCUUUUCUGAAGUUAAAUCCAAACAUUGUCAAAGUUUUUGUAGUUGUAGAAUAUGAUGUGCAAUGAUUCUAGACCAUCUCUGGUCGUGAUUUAAGGGCUAUUUGAGUCAAGUUAUGUAUAGGUAACGUUGUUUGUAUGAAUUAAUCUAUCUAAUAUGGAUUGAAAAAGUUUUUGUUUGAGAUGAUUUUUUCAUCAGAUGAAAGGAAUGUGUUUUUUUUUAUUACGAGGGACAAGUUCGAUUAGUCAUAUAUAAUUUGCUGAAUAAAUCACUUUCUAUAUCAUUACGUCAGUAUCAAACAAUUAUAUAUAAUUAAUUAAAUAAGUUAUAAAUCCCAUUAAACUGAUUAAACUACUGAUAAACAGACCCUUAAUGCUUGUAAACUAUCACGAAAACUCACAUUUACUAAAAAAGAAAAAAUACAAGAGAUCCAAAAUCCCCAUGGUCAAAGGGAAUAGGGUAUAUUUUUGGCCGGCGUAUCCUAUUAUUGCAAUUUAAAAAGCUUUGGUUCAGAACCCAAAUACCAUCUUUAUCACUUAUUUUCUUUUGCCCACCUCAAAUACAUCCAAAAAUCACAAGACAAUUAUUAGUUUUUGCAAAAAGUUUCCAACAUGUUUUCAAGAAAGAUGGACCCAAAUGAGAACGAAAGGAAACCAAGAAUCUUCGCACAUUUGCUAAACGAUGGUAGCAAACAUCUCGACGAAUCUUAAUUCUAACGAAAAUAAAAACCCUAUUAAUUAAUUAACUACUUCAGCUUAGUCGAAACACAUGAAGUCUUAAGGGUCGAUCUUGGAUCGAGGUGGAGAGCGAUGGCGGUCGAAGAUGAUCAUGAACUCAUCCAUGGAGAUCCCACGACUGAUAAAGAUGACGAUAAGACGAUAAGAACCGGUACGCUAUGGAGCACGAUCGCGCAUAUUAUAACCGCUGUGAUUGGUUCAGGUGUACUGUCGCUUGCGUGGAGCACGGCGCAGCUUGGUUGGAUCGCAGGGCCGGUUGCGUUAUUCUGUUUUGCUUUUGUUACGUAUCUAUCUUCGUCUCUUUUAUCGGAUUGCUACAGGUCUCCUGAUCCUGUUACUGGAACUAGAAACCGUUCGUAUACGGAUGCCGUUAGAGUUAUCCUCGGUGAAAAACAGGCAUGGAUAUGUGGUUUACUUCAGUAUGUGAGUUUUUAUGGAACCGGGAUUGCUUACGUGGUGACAACCGCAACUUGUAUGAGGGCGAUUCGGAAAUCCAAUUGUUACCAUAAAGAAGGACACGCUGCUAGUUGCGAAUACGAUGGCAAAAUUUACAUGUUGCUGUUCGGGGUUGUGCAGAUUGUUAUGUCACAGAUACCGGAUUUCCAUAGCAUGGUGUUGGUGUCGGUUGUUGCGGCUAUUAUGUCAUUUUGUUACGCUACCAUUGGUUUCGGGCUUGGUUUGGCAAAAGCUGUUGAAAAUGGGAAGAUAGCUGGGAGCAUUAGAGGAGUCCCAGCUGCUAGUUUACCUCAGAAGUUAUGGCUAUCUUUUCAAGCACUCGGAGACAUAGCUUUCGCGUAUCCGUAUGCCCUUAUUCUUCUAGAAAUUCAGGAUACCGUGAAGUCACCUCCUGCGGAGAACAAGGUGACGAAAAGGGCUUCAGUGAUUGCAAUUGUUGUGACGACUUUUUUCUACCUUGGAUGCGCAUGUUUCGGAUAUGCAGCGUUUGGGAACGAUACGCCAGGGAAUCUAUUGACGGGAUUCGGGUUCUACGAGCCUUACUGGCUUGUCGACUUUGCUAAUGUGUGCAUUAUAAUACAUCUGAUAGGAGGAUAUCAACUAUUCAGCCAACCAGUAUUUGCAUUUGCUGAAAGAUGGUUAACUGAAAAGUUCCCGACCAGUCAAUUUCUGAACAGAUUCCAUGACUUAAAGCUGCCAUUGUUGCCGGUUUUAAGGUUGAAUCUGUUCCGGCUACUUUUCCGAUCAGCAUAUGUGGCAUCGACGACCGGAAUCGCGUUGGUGUUCCCUUACUUCAAUGAGAUAUUGGGUGUUUUAGGAGCAUUGAAUCUGUGGCCGUUGGCGAUAUAUUUUCCGGUGGAGAUGUAUAUAGUGCAGAAAAAGAUGGAAACUUGGAGCAGAAAAUGGGUGAUUCUUGAAAUAUUCAGUGGGGUUUUAAUGGUGGUUUCAGUGGUGGCUUUAGUUGGGUCAGUUGCUGGACUUAUUGAAGCAAAGAUGAACUAGUCCUCCUCUACCUAAAUCUUGUUAUUCCA
Cynara cardunculus var. scolymus (artichoke) is the source of this 2452-nucleotide messenger RNA. Its product is annotated as probable amino acid permease 7. The coding region runs from base 1038 to 2423 and encodes 461 amino acids. Gene Ontology annotation, cellular component: plasma membrane. The record is from RefSeq and is a predicted model, not a curated record. NCBI's taxonomy places the organism in Eukaryota, Viridiplantae, Streptophyta, Magnoliopsida, Asterales, Asteraceae. The transcript is spliced from 7 exons.